AUGGUCCUUACUGUAGCAAGUAGGAAAACUCUUUUCGGUGUGGGAGACACCGAAUUUCAUGAUGAAAGCUCUCAUGAUCUUAUAUGUCAUGAUAUGGACAUCUCUCGUCUUAUGGUGCAUGCACAACAAAUUGAGGAGGAAAAACUUAAGGAAAAAUCUAGGGAGGUAAAAGGGCUAGGACCGGUGAUGGAAAUUUCUCUAGUGCAAGGUCCGAUGGACAAGGUUGUCCUAGAUUUAGACAAAGGUUUUCCGGUUAAGGUUCCUCCAAUGCUCCUCCUAAGUUCAACAAAGAUAAGGUGUCUUAACCCUAAACUUCAAGGAGGUAAUGAUAGUGGAUCUUCGUUGCCCAUGUCUACUUGUACUAAGUGUGGAAGGAAGCACGAUGGUAAGUGUCUAGCCGGCACAUAUGGUUGUGGUAAAAGUGGUCACAAAAUGAGGGAUUGCCCGAUGCUUAAGGUGAAAAGAAGAGAGGGCACGCAAGCUACUCCUAGUGGUUCGGGUCUCAACGUUCCUAAGCAAAACCGUUUCUAUGCACUCCUAACCCGAGGUGAACAAAAGAGUUCUCCGGAUGUGGUUACCGAUGAGUCCUGA
Molecule: messenger RNA, 591 nt
Organism: Solanum stenotomum
Lineage: Eukaryota; Viridiplantae; Streptophyta; Magnoliopsida; Solanales; Solanaceae
Exons: 2
Coding region: 1-591 (196 amino acids)
Molecular function (GO): nucleic acid binding; zinc ion binding
Source: RefSeq, a predicted model, not a curated record